Molecule: messenger RNA, 1344 nt
Organism: Cololabis saira (Pacific saury)
Lineage: Eukaryota; Metazoa; Chordata; Actinopteri; Beloniformes; Belonidae
Exons: 13
Coding region: 1-1344 (447 amino acids)
Source: RefSeq, a predicted model, not a curated record
AUGCCGAGAAAGGGAAAGAGGUCCCAGGCCCAGGCGGAGCGCUGGAGAAAGGAGAAGGUCGAUGAGCCAGACCCCCCCCAGAGCUCCCUCUAUCCAGUGAACAACUCGGCUGGUUUCACACUCCCAGCCAAACGGCCCUGGUCAGAGGAUGAAGCGCGUGCCGACUUUUGUGCACGCCAUGGCUCCGGGCGACGCCACAGAGUGCUCCAUUGGUCAAUUUCCCCCUUCACAGGGCGGCCAAACAAAUUGAUCAUGCCGCCUGAGUCCCCGGACAAGAAGCUUGUUCUGAUUGUCGGGGACUCCCAUCUACGCGCCAUUGUAGAUGGUUUUGUCCAGAUGCCAAAGACUCAAGACCUGUCCUUUGGCAUCAUGUCGACUCCGGGGGCCAGUGCGUCUCAGCUCCGUACCGAGGUCCUAAACGCCGUAGUUCCUCGUACUCCUGAGGCCGUAUGUCUACUGGCUCCCAGCAACGACCUGACUCGCAACACCAUUGCUAACGCUGCCAACGACUUUGCCAAACUCCUCCAAUCCAUUGGCAACCGCUGGCCUAAGGUUUUUGUUGUCGACUUUCCACCCCGCCUGACUUGUGACCCUCACUACCAGGAUCACCUGCGUCAGGAAUAUCGACGUGUGGCUGCUCGUAUGGGUGUGAAGUACUUCUUCUCCGCUACGGAGCAUUUCCCCCUGAGCAAUCUGGCGCUUUGGAGCUAUGAUGGUGUCCACCUGAGUGAUCGUUUCGGGAUGGCUAUCCUCGCUGAGUUGCUCUCAUCUGCUGCUACAGAGCAACUUAGGACACCACCACCACCACCACCACCACCAGUCUUGCGAGUCUCUCCCAGGCCAUCACCUCCACUUAGGAAGGUCCUUCCUAAAGCGGUUGUGAGGGAGAGUUCUCCUGCUCCAGCUUCCCCUCGUCCUGAAUCAACUACCCCUGAUCCGUCUCGGUGGACGGUAGUUGGUCAGGAAAGCAAGUGGAGGACAGCUCAACCACAGGAGGAGGAGUGCUUUUUCCCACUGAACCCCGUCUUCUUCAGCAGCACCGCCCUACGUGCUAUGGAGAAAGUCUCUCCUUCUCACCUGUCUUGCCUGGCGGACUUCAAGCCUUCGCCUAAGCCCAAGAAGGUUGCGUCCUCGUCCCAAGCCAAGGGAAAGUAUCGUCGCUGCUUCCGUUCUCCAGUGAACAAGAAGGUUGGAACAUCCCCAUCCGGAUUGUUCUGGAGUUCGGACGAGGACGAGCCUUUAGGCCUAACCUCCCCUGCUGUGACGGUGAGCCACCCAAGGGAACCUCGCAGAUCCACAGGUUCUCCUCAACCUGGGAUGGUUCAACCGCAGGACAGAUUGUAA